Helicoverpa zea (corn earworm) is the source of this 3276-nucleotide messenger RNA. It is a transcript of the gene Nadsyn, whose product is annotated as glutamine-dependent NAD(+) synthetase. Gene Ontology annotation, biological process: NAD+ biosynthetic process. The record is from RefSeq and is a predicted model, not a curated record. NCBI's taxonomy places the organism in Eukaryota, Metazoa, Arthropoda, Insecta, Lepidoptera, Noctuidae. The coding region runs from base 167 to 2365 and encodes 732 amino acids. The transcript is spliced from 13 exons. Gene Ontology annotation, molecular function: ATP binding; glutaminase activity; NAD+ synthase (glutamine-hydrolyzing) activity. Gene Ontology annotation, cellular component: cytoplasm.
GUGACUUCUGACAGCAAAUGUCAAUUUAUUUCAACUGAAUGGUGUUUUGCAAAGUUUAAAAUUACGAAAAAAGUAAUUUAAUACAAAAAGAAUUCAGCUGUACCUUUUGUUCGUAUAUUUUUUGCUGUAGAAGUAUAUUUGCAGAUUCAUAUAAUAAUCAACAACAAUGGGGCGAAAAGUGACGGUGGCGGUGACGACGCUGAACCAAUGGGCGCUCGACUUCGAAGGAAAUAUGAACAGGAUCCUGCAAUCCAUACAGGAGGCCAAAGAAAUGGGAGCGCUGUACCGCACUGGACCAGAAUUGGAAGUAUGUGGAUACAGCUGUGAAGACCACUUCUACGAACCAGAUACAUACCUUCACAGUUGGCAAGUUCUAGCCGAGCUGCUCAAAUCACCGACCUGCAAAGACAUGUUGAUAGACGUUGGUAUGCCCGUCCAACACAGAAACGUUCUAUACAACUGUAGGGUAGCGUUCCUGAACAAAAAGAUACUGCUUAUUAGACCAAAGAUGUUGUUGUGCGAAGAUGGGAAUUAUAGGGAAACUCGCUGGUUUUCACCUUGGACCAAAGAACGACAGACUGAAGAAUACUAUUUACCUAGGAUGAUAUCGGCGAUAACGAACCAGUCGACUGUGCCUAUUGGAGACGCAGUCAUUGCUACUAAAGACACGUGCAUAGGUUUCGAAAUAUGUGAAGAGUUAUGGAAUCCACAGAGUCGCCACAUCCCUCUAAGUUUAGACGGAGUAGAAAUUAUAGCGAAUGGCUCAGGAAGUUACAUGGAACUCCGCAAGGCUUACGUCACAGUGGACUUGGUCAAGAGUGCGACGUUCAAAAGUGGGGGCGCGUAUUUGUUCAGCAAUUUGCGAGGUUGCGACGGACAGAGGAUCUAUUUCAAUGGCUGUUCCUGUGUGGCUGUUAAUGGGGAGAUCGUUAGUAGGGGACUGCAGUUUGCCCUACAUGAUGUGGAAGUAGUAACAGCGACGAUCGAUCUCGAAGACAUUCGUUCCUACCGUACACAGAUUCGCUCUAGAUCUCACUUGGCGGCCUCGAACCCGCCUUUCCCUCGCAUCACAGUAGACUUCGCGCUUUCAGAUGACGAUGACGUAUAUCUCACGACUAGUCCGCCUAUACAGUGGCAGUAUUUAACGCCGGAGGAAGAGAUUGAACUGGGUCCCGCUUGUUGGUUAUGGGAUUACCUGCGAAGGUCCGGCCAGGGAGGAUUCUUCCUACCUUUGAGCGGCGGCGUAGACUCAACCAGUACCGCUUGCAUUGUGUUCUCUAUGUGCACGCAGAUAUGCGACGCUAUACAGAAAGGAGAAAGUCAAGUAUUAUACGAUGUUCGCAAAAUACUAUGUCAGUCAGACUACACUCCCUCCGACCCUAUGGAACUGUGUAACAGAUUGCUGGUAACAUGUUACAUGGCCUCAGAGAAUUCCAGCCAGGAGACUAAACAAAGGGCGUCACAGCUCGCCAGUGAAAUCGGUAGUUAUCACUUUCCCAUUGUGAUUGAUGCAGCAGUGAGCGCUGUCAUCGGUAUUUUCACAGCGGCCACUGGCUUCGUACCCAAAUUCAGAACUAACGGUGGUUGUCCACGACAAAAUCUUGCUUUGCAAAAUAUACAGGCUCGUCUCCGCAUGGUGCUAUCGUACUUAUUCGCACAACUAAUGCUCUGGGUGCGAGGCCGGCCGGGCGGUCUUCUAGUACUUGGUUCUUCUAACGUUGACGAAGCAUUACGCGGAUAUAUGACGAAAUACGACUGCUCUAGCGCCGAUGUUAACCCCAUUGGCGGUAUAUCGAAGACUGAUCUGAAAUCGUUCCUGCAGUAUGCUAAGAAUAGGUUCUUUUUACCAUCCCUCUCAGAGAUCCUACAAGCACCGCCCACAGCUGAGCUCGAGCCUCUCACCGACGGUCAGAUCACACAGACAGACGAACAAGACAUGGGCAUGACCUACGCCGAACUAUCGGAGUUCGGCCGACUCAGGAAAACUCAGCACUGUGGACCUUUCAGCAUGUUCCACAAACUGGUACAUACUUGGAGCGAUAAGUGUACGCCGCAAGAGGUGGCCGAGAAAGUAAAGCACUUCUUCCGUUGCUACGCUAUCAACCGUCACAAGAUGACCGUCCUAACUCCUUCGUACCACGCCGAGACAUACAGUCCCGACGACAAUCGCUUUGACCAUAGACCGUUCUUGUACAGGGUGCAUUGGAACUGGCAGUUCAAAGCUAUCGAUGACGCUGUGGCGCAAAUGUCCAAAGACAAGCGUGGAUCGAACGAUCGUCCUCAAGAAGCCAAAUUGAGCAGUGCAUCGACUUCCAACGUGAACUCACACUUCAUGCGAGGCGAUAGGAAAGGUGUUCUUAUAUAGUCAUUUUAAUUGAUUCAUUAUUACGGCACCCUAAUUACGUAUUACAAAAUUCUUCUCACUCAAAUUUUGACAGUUCACUGACGUAAUAAACGUCAGUAUAAGAAAUAACAAAAUUGAAAUCUGUUCCUAGAAGAAUGGCAAUUGUUUUGGCCUAAUUUACGGAAUCGGGGUGUUCCUAUGCAGUUGGAACUAUAUUAUGAUGUAUGCUGACGUUGCCUUGGUAUUUAUUGUAGGUAGCUUAGCUCAAAUAUAUAGUUAAGUAGAUCGAACUUUCCUUUGAAGGAAUAGUUGUAAACUCUUAUGCCAUUAGACAUAUAGCUAAGAUGCUGGUUAUGCUUCAAAUGUCUACCUAAUAUUAUAAUAAAUAUGUAUGUAUUAUUGUAAACAAAAAAGCCGCAGCUAAAUUUUUAACAUCACUGUGUCGGUCGCUUCAAAAUAGUUUCUUAACCGUAGUUAUAAUGCUGAAUUAAUCAGAAAGUGCAUAUUUGAAAAUCUGUGCGUUGCUUUACAAAAAAGACAAUAACUAGCUUUAAAAUAAUAUACGUUUUAUUUGCUAUGAAAAAUGAUGACCAAAUUAUCUGCCUUAUUCUAUUUUCAUACUGAGAAUACAUAUCUUUGAGAUAAAUCCGUUUUUCUUUGAUAAUUGAAUAAAAUAUGUGCCUUAUUUACUGAAAGAACACUAUUCAGUUCCUUUAAAAUGUGACGAUUUAAGAAUUAUUUGAUAAUCAUUAUUUUUUAUGACGAGCUUAUUAUUUAAAUAAUUAUUUUAAGACAUAACGAAGAACACAAACUAGUGUAGAUGGCUUAGCCGCAUAAUUAGUUAUUAAGGUAUUGUUUUCCGAUAAAUUUACGUACAAAUAAUUGUUAGUAUUGUAUUUAAUAUUGCUACAAUAAAUUGCUGUUACAUUGAA